AUGGCCCAGGUCGUGUGGGGCUACGACAGCGACAACGGACCCGAGCGCUGGCAUGAAAACUACCCCAUGGCCAAGGGAGACAAGCAGUCGCCCAUUGAGAUCAACAGUAAAGACGUGAGGCACGACAGUUCUCUGGGUACUUGGCACGCCAGUUAUGAUCCUGGGGCAGCGAAAACCAUCCUGAACAACGGGCGCACCUGUCGAGUCGUCUUCGACGACACUUUCGAUCGAUCAGUGCUGAGAGGCGGGCCGCUCACGGGGGCCUACAGACUGCGUCAGCUUCACUUGCACUGGGGCUCCUCUGAUGACCAUGGCUCUGAGCAUGUUAUAGAUGGGGUGAAAUAUGCAGCAGAGUUACAUAUGGUGCACUGGAAUCCAAAACAUGGUAACUUUGCUGGAGCUUUGAAACAACCUGAUGGUGUGGCUGUUGUGGGCAUUUUUCUUAAAGUUGGAAAAACUCCCAAACCAGAGAUGAAGAGAAUUCUUGAAGAAAUUGAUAACAUUAAGACCAAGGGGAAAGAGGCUCCUUUUAAUCACUUUGAUCCUUCAAUUCUUUUCCCCAAAUCUCGGGACUACUGGACCUACCACGGUUCAUUCACUACACCCCCUUGUGAGGAAUGCAUCACUUGGAUUCUCCUGAGGGAGCCCAUUGAAGUCAGUUCAGACCAGAUGGCAAGGCUCCGUAGCCUUUCCAAGAACGGUGAGAAUGAACCUGUGAACCCACUGGUUGAUAACUGUCGCCCACUUCAGCCUUUGAAGGGCAGGAUAGUGAGAGCCUCGUUCAAGUGA
Colius striatus (speckled mousebird) is the source of this 789-nucleotide messenger RNA. RefSeq names its product carbonic anhydrase 3. The transcript is spliced from 7 exons. Gene Ontology annotation, molecular function: zinc ion binding; carbonate dehydratase activity. Lineage: Eukaryota; Metazoa; Chordata; Aves; Coliiformes; Coliidae. The coding region runs from base 1 to 789 and encodes 262 amino acids. Gene Ontology annotation, cellular component: cytoplasm. The record is from RefSeq and is a predicted model, not a curated record.